Molecule: messenger RNA, 2387 nt
Organism: Oryzias latipes (Japanese medaka)
Lineage: Eukaryota; Metazoa; Chordata; Actinopteri; Beloniformes; Adrianichthyidae
Source: RefSeq, a predicted model, not a curated record
AUGAUUAAAAAAAUACUUGAACAAAAUGGAAAAAUCAAAUGUCCUGCAGGAAGUCUCAAAGCGCCAUAAAUUAUUCAAGUUUUGCUGCAUUUAUUUGAUCUGUAAAGUUUAGGUUCCAACAUUUCCACAUAGGAUUUAACAGUAAUUAAUAUCAACAGGGAGGAGCUAGAUUAUCUGUAAUUAAGGAGUUAAUCCUUUUCUGACAGAAUGCUGGGAAAGCUGGAAUCUCCGUUGCGAUCCUGAACACACCUCUAGCCACGCCCACUUCAGUGACACUUCUAAUGGAGAUGAAGGUUCACAGGUCUUUGGUUCUGUCAUGUCUGUGCUGGUUCCUCUGCUCCUGUUCCUCUGGUCCACAGAUGGCUCUUCUGCUCAGCCACAUCAGGUGGUUGCAGUUGUUGGUGACGCCGUCACGCUGCCCUGCAGCUUAGAGGACAGAACCAGGUUUGAUGACAGUCCAACGGUGGAGUGGACGAGGGCCGACCUGGAUCUCAAGGCUGCUCUGGUGUACCGGGACAACUCUGAGGUCUUUGAGAUGAAACACCAGCGCUUUGAGUUCCGGACCAGCCUGUUCCACAGUGUGGUCAAAGACGGAAACGUGUCUUUGAGGAUCUCCAACGUCCAGCUGUCUGACGCUGGGAUGUUCUACUGCCUGAAGAUCCCAAAGGAAGAAGGCAGACUCCGGAUGGAGAACUCCACGGUGGAGCUGGUUGUUGUUUCAGUGUCUGACCCAAAGAUCUCGAUGGUCGCGGUCCAAAGUGGAGCGGUGAUGGUGGAGUGUGCGGCCAGUUGCUGGCUGCCGAAGCCGGAGAUGAAGAUCCUGGACGACCAGGGAAGAACCUUGACUGCUGAAAAGACGGAGACAGAAGAGCCAAACGGAUGUAUCACCGUACGACAAAAAGUCGUUCUGCAGAAUUCAACCGGCAGGUUAGAAGACAGAUGUUUUCUUUGGUUUAACAUUAGGACUCCAGUUCCAGCGUAAUCAGAAAUAAGCAUUUUCCUGCUCAAAUUAAUCAAAUCAAGAGUAUAUAAUCUGAGUUGGCGAAGAUAAUCUGCUGACGGUUGCUGCUUUGAUUGCUUGGUGGAAAUAAUGUUUAGCAGAUGAAGCUGAAGUUUAUUUAAGAAAAAAGGUUGAGUAAAUUGCUGAAGCUGUUUGCUUAAAGGUCUGCAGAAGUCAUUGUAGCUGUAAACUUUAAGCUGCAUCAGAGUUUUCCGUAUUUGACGCUGCUAAUCUGUUCUGUUCCAAAAUACUACAAGAUGUAGGGGAAAAAAUCUAGAGCAAAAGAGGGUAAUAUUGUCCAAAAUUGGCAAAAAAAAAGCUAUUUAAACCCGAAAAAGAGACUAAAAGCUCCAGGGUUAUUGAUGAAUUAUCAUUAAAAAAAUGUAAAAAAUGCCUAAAGCUUGGUACAUUUAAACAGGUAUAAGAAAAAGUAUCAACAAGAGAGGUGAUGUGUUAAUGAGACUAACAUGUGAAUGAGUGUAAAAUGUACAGAAAAUGACAAAAAUAAUCCCCAAAAAUCACGUUUUGAAUACAGAUAUGUUCUAGUGUUAAAUCCACGUCCAGUUCUGGGCCUUUCUAGUCUGUUUAUAAAAGUGAAGAAGAAAGGGAAAAGAAGAAAAACCGGCUUUACUUUUUCUUUGUUUCUUUUGUGGCAACUUGACGACAAAAAUCAAAAGGUUUUUGUUGUUUAAGCUGAAUUCUGAACUUUACAAAAUGAAGAACAGCAACUGCAGAAAAUGUCUGACAUCAAAUGAUAAAACCUGCUGAACUGGAUACAAAGGUCCUACACUGUUGACCUGGCUAAAAACAUACAGUCUGACCGUGUUUGGCUAAAUAAAACUACUUGAUUGACUAAACAAUUUAAUAAAAACCUUCUUAAUGGGAGUUUUUUUGUUCAAGCGUAAUAAUCUAAGUGUAUCUGGGUGGGUUUGUGUAGAUAGUGUGUGUGGAUAUCUGAGUGUGUGUAGUUCUUUGUGUUUGUGCAUAAAAUGCAGAUUGUAUCAGAUAUUUAUGACACUGAUAACCUUAAAUAACUUUUGUUGUGUGGUUUAAUGUUUGUUGAUAUCAUGUUGGAUGUUUUUGUUUAUUUGAACUCCUCCUACAAACCUGCUCGACUCUUUUGGAACUAAGAAAGAAAAACAAAAGAUACUAACAGAAUAAAUCCUGAAAACCAUUCAGUUUCAAACGUAAAAUGGGGGUUUAUACAAAUAAACUCCUGCUCGGACCAUAAAGGGAAUGAAAGCACCUGAACAGGUUAAGUAGGAAAAAGUUGUUUUUCAAGUAUAGAAAUGUUUUUUAAACUUUUCUUUGUCCUUUAUUAUGUUGGUGUUUGUCAAAAUACUGUACUAAAUGUCAACUGGGUCUUUGAUCCCAAAAGCUGCACAAA